This is a messenger RNA of Harpegnathos saltator (Jerdon's jumping ant), 2501 nucleotides long. RefSeq names its product feline leukemia virus subgroup C receptor-related protein 2. Gene Ontology annotation, biological process: transmembrane transport; heme export. The coding region runs from base 101 to 1480 and encodes 459 amino acids. The record is from RefSeq and is a predicted model, not a curated record. Gene Ontology annotation, molecular function: heme transmembrane transporter activity; heme binding. Gene Ontology annotation, cellular component: membrane. The transcript has 8 exons. NCBI's taxonomy places the organism in Eukaryota, Metazoa, Arthropoda, Insecta, Hymenoptera, Formicidae.
GCAAUAAAACGACUCCGACGGAAGUGGAAGGUACCGUCUCAGUUCGGCUCUCGUCGUCCCUCGUGUUGGCUUUGAUCGGUCUAGUUGAUACUCGUUGCUAAUGUUGGUCACAGAUUCCGAGCAGACGCAAGUUUCCGAGAUAAUGGAAAAAAACUCCAGCGAUUACGUAAAAACCACCGAAGCUGAUGUGCCAGUGACGCAGGCGCCGGAGACGAAGGUCUACAAGAGACGAUGGCUCGUCCUCAUCAUCUUCGUGCUGUACAGCGCGAGCAACGCGAUGCAGUGGAUCCAGUACAGUAUUAUAGCGAACAUUGUGAUGCGCUACUACAACGUCACGAGCUUCCUAGUAAACAUGACGAGCAUGAUAUACAUGAUAACGUACAUACCGCUGGUAUUCCCCGCUAGCUACCUGCUCGAGAAAUUCGGCCUCAGGUACGCCGUGAUCUUCGGGGCGCUCGGGACGGCCCUCGGCUCCUGGAUAAAGGUGUUCAGCGUGGCGAACGACCGCUUCUGGAUCACGUUCCUUGGCCAAAGUUUGGUGGCGGUCAGCCAGACCUUCAUCUUGUCCGUUCCAGCGCGCCUGGCCGCGGUGUGGUUCGGACCCGACCAAGUCAGCAGCGCCUGCAGCAUCGGCGUCUUCGGCAACCAGCUCGGCAUAGCCAUCGGUUUCCUGUUCCCGCCGAUGUUGGUGGAGAACAGCAGCAACGUCUGCAUCAUCGAGAAGGGCUUGCGGCUUAUGUACUACAUCUUCGCGAUUUGCACGACGGUCAUUCUGCUCCUCAUAUUGCUCUUCUUCAAGUCGGAACCGCCAUUGCCACCCAGCCCUGCGCAAGCUGUGCAGAAGAGAGAGAACAAAGAGAGCAACGAGAAGUUUUCUCACUCCAUCAAGAAGCUGUUCACCAAUAUCAGCUACUUGUUGCUUCUGUUCAGCUACAGCAUCAACAUCGGCAUCUUUUACGCCAUCAGUACCCUGCUGAAUCAGAUUGUUCUCCAGCACUUCCCGGGACACGAGCAAGACGCCGGCCGAAUCGGCCUGACCAUAAUUUGCGCCGGGAUGCUGGGCUCCGUUGUGUGCGGAGUCUUAUUGGACAAAACGCACAAAUUCAAGGAGACGACGAUUGGGCUCUACACGCUCUCCCUCGUGGGGAUGGUAAUCUUCACUUUUACACUGAACGUCCGCAGCAUAUACGUCAUCUACCUCACGGCUGGCAUCUUGGGCUUCUUCAUGACCGGCUACUUACCGGUGGGCUUCGAGUUCGCCGUGGAGCUCACCUACCCGGAGCCGGAAGGCACCGCCGCCGGCGUGCUGAACGCGGCGGUGCAGAUAUUCGGUAUCACCUUCACGAUGCUGUACGGCUACCUGUUCAAUAUAUGGGGCGACUUCUGGGCGAACGUCGCACUGUGCGUGACCCUCGGGUUCGGCACGCUCAUCACCAUCGUGAUCCCAAAUAACCUGAGACGCCAGAACGCGAAGGCCUGACCCUCAUCCGGCUCAGCGUAAUCCAGCACCGCGGUUCAACCGAACUUAACUUACCCCUCAAGCGUCUGUGCAUCGCGCGUGUGCUACAAGUAGCGCUGUUCUUCAUGGCCACGCUGUGCGUUUGCGACAAGAGCAGAUGAGGAAGCUCGUCGGUGGGUGAACCGUUCCUCUCGACCUUGUUGUUGCUGCUGUUGUUGUUGUUGUUAGCUGAUCCUCUUGACCUCAGGUGAGCGGUAGUAAGUAGGCGGCGUUAGGCAGCGACGAGUUUUGAUCCGACGAAAAGAAGGGUGCGCCGGGAGAGCGAGCUCAAAACCCGCACAGAUAAUGUUCGCGGGGAGUCGGCGAGAAUUGUCGUGUUACGUAUUACUAAGUUACGAAUUCGGCAGAGCUCCUGGAGCUCAAUCGUGUGCCGUGAAACGGCGAAGGUGGAAAUUAUGAGUAAGUAAAUUUACUAAAAAAAAAAAAAAAUUCGGCGAGAGAAGUAAAUAUUUCGGUAAAUUCACUCACUUUUGUCAUUUCCAAGUUGAUCCUCUAGCGCCUCGCCGCAAUCGUCUUGACUGACGACGCCGAAAACGAAGAGUGCGUUCAACGUUCUUGCGAGACGCUUUAAGGUCCUAAAGUAUGUCCACACGAAAUGACGCGAUCGGUCGAGCGGAUCUGGAAGUCCCGGAGACUCUCCUUUUGCUCUUCUAAUAAUGAGUUUGAUACGUGGUCUACUUUGUAACUGCAAGUUGACUUUAAGCUACUCUACGUUUACUUACACUGCGGUUAUUUAUUGAUUAUCAGGACAAAAGAGAAGCAUUUCGGGGGAUAUUUAACGAGUCUGCUCGAUCGACCGCGAAUUUUGUAGGCAAAUUUGUUUGGUUUGAAUGUAUUUCGCAAGAAUUUCCAGCGCGUUUUUUCGCUUCUGACGUCAUCAGUCCGCACCGCAGCUUCACCGUUUUCCUUCUGUUUCUCCCCGUUUCGAUCAAUCGACUUUAUUCCUCGUGAAAGACAAUCUCGAACUAAAUUCGACAAGAAA